GAGGGAGCGCACGUUGCCUGGAUACACGGGAUGUGACGGACGGGGUCCUGCACUCGUGGUGCACGCUGGGUAUUUAAGGCCUGGCGGGACGCUCGGCCGAUCAUGUGUCCGUCGGGAGGGCGGGUAGGAGGGGUCAGGGAUCGGCUGAGGCGGCUUUUUCGGGACGUUUUGAAUCGGGAGUUACAGCCGGUCGCUUUGCUCCUGCCCGCUGCCCUGCUUCUCCUGCUGCUGCUGUACUGCUUCCCUCUGCUCAGCGCCCUGGUGCUGUGUGCGCUCGCCGCCUGGGCUUAUCGGAGGGCGGGCAGGCGGCUGUGGAAACUCGCUGGCGGAGCGGCCGCUCUACGGCAGAGGCCUCUUCCACACAGAAGACCCCGGGAGCCGCUUGUCAAGUGGAGCCCGGCCUCCUUCUUGUUACUUAUGGGCAGCUACCUCGGCAAGCAGGAGCCCCCGGCCCGUGGCAUGGGACGGGGUGCCCGGGAACUGAAGGAAAGGCUAACCAAGCCUAACCCCGCGGUGCCAACUCCGGCCAGGCGCCUCUCGUUCAGAGAGACUCCAGUUGUAAGUAACCGGACGUUCAUGAGCCCGCGCAGGCGGUACCCUACCCACCAGCCCCAGUACAGCAUGCCUGGGUCUCUUCCCACAGUCUAUAUAGAUGGCUUUCCAAGGAAAACUCUGCUGUCUCCUAAACAUUCUCAGAUUCGCAGUCCAAUGACUGUGAAAAUUGCACGUCCUGAUCCGACUAUUGCUCGUUCGCCAGUUUUGACUAGCCUGCUGUCUCCCAGCCUGGCCUCCCCAUCAGUUUCGUGCACACCUCCAGAUCCUUGUGCAAAGGAGACUGUGCUCGAAGCCAUCCGGGAGAGCAGAAAGAGGAUGAACAAAGAUGAAGACUACAGUGCCAGUGGGGUGAUGGAUACCAAGAGGAGGAGAUCGAUCAGCAGUGGAAGUGGGGAGUCUUCAUUGGAGUCUGCCGUGGUUAAUGGUUCUUUGUCUUCCUUCUCGAAGUCAGACACCUUGAAACGAGCGCUGAAUACACAAAUGCUUGAUGAGACUGCUAACAAACGCUCCCGUACCUCCUCCAAUAGUUCCUUUAGUAGCUGCGCAAUAAACGGACUUGCUAUGCCGACUCAUAAUGCAAUCACAAGCUCCUUCAGUUCCAGCAGAGUGCUCCUACAGAAACGAAAGAGAAAUUGCCAUAAUUCAUCUGUAGUUUCAAGUUCACCCUCAUCCCGGAGCCAAACACCAGACUUGUCUGCCAAAAAGGCCAGAGAAGAACCACAUGAAGUGAGCCAGUCUACACCAGUGAAAUCAGCCAGUAGGGACCAGUCUGGGCAGUAUAUUGAAACGCCUUCCUCAAAGUCUUCUGCUUUAAAUUCAUCUGAUAAUGGAAGUGGUGGACCUCGUAGGAAGAAGGUUUUGUUGGUCUGUUCUGGACGUGGCGAUCAGUACCCACUGCCUCCUCCACCUGUGGUUGGAUACAAUAUUACAUCAAAGGAUCUGGACUCUGAGAAAAAGGCAUUUUUACAGAGGCUUAACAAGGCACUAGAGGAAACUUCUUCUGAUUCUAUCCCUGUCAGCUCUGUGCCAUCUACUACUGCUGCUGCAUCACCUCUCUUUAGUUUAUCUGCAACAUCUGCUCUCACAUCACAGACCUCUACAACAACUAGUAACCCCUUACUACAGAGUCUAGCUAAAAUGCAGAACAAGGAAGGUCCACAAGAACCUGUACAAGCUCUUGCUGCACAGUUUCCAAGUCAGAAAGCUCCCUCACUGGGUUUGUUUUCUAAAGACGAUUCUGGUCCUUGUCAGAACGCUUCCGUCAAGAUGAUGUCCCCACCAAGUGCUGCUGUGUCCAGCAACUCAACAUCUCAGCUGGAUGGUGGUGCCCAGAACAAACCGGAGUCAAAAAGUAGUCUUCUCCAACUUCUUACCCAACAAUCAGGAAAUGAUUCACCGUCUAGCUUUAAGCCACUAUUUCCCAGUACUGUGAGCUCCACUCCACCCAGUGUUUCCUCAAGUGGGCCAUCUCUGCCCUCUGUCUCUUCAACAAAUACUUUUAAACCAAUAUUCGGCGAGCAAAAUGUGCAGCAGAAUCAACCUGCAAGUACCUUUAAACCAAUAUUUGGGGACUCGUCCAUUCAGCAGCCUGCCACAUCUGCAUCGCCCUUCACAUUCCAGAUGAAUUCAAAUCCUACAUCCACUGCUCCAUCUUUUUCUGGGUUUGGUGCUACGUCAACCAGUACAACUCCCAGCACGGAGAGUGCUACAAAGCCGUCACUUCCUCUGCUGGCGUCCAGCAGUGCCACCAAUAGUUUUAGUUCCACCUUCUCUGGCGGUAUAACCUCUAGUAGCACCACUGCUUCUACAAAUGCGUUCUUGGCAAGCAGCACAAGUUCUGACUCCCAAACAAAGACAAAACUUGUAUUUGGACAAGCGCCUACCUCACAAGCAACACCUGGCUUGAAUGCGUUUGGGAAUACACAAACUGCUCCAAUGUCUCAGCCCCCACAGGCCUCUGUGUUUGGGUCAGCCGCUUCUGCAUUUUCGUCUCCACUCAACUCCAAUCCACUUUCCUUCCCUGCUAGCUCUGGUACAUCUACUUUUAACAGUGGCUCAGGGAGUGGUGUACAAGCAGGCAAACCAGCCACUAAUCCACUUGCCAGCUUUGGCACCUCUGGAGGUCAGUCAACAUUUGGAUCAGGCACUCAGCCUGCUUUUGGGAGCAGCUCUCAGUCUGCAUUUGGUGCAAACUCUCAACCAGCGUUUGGUUCAAGUGCAACUUUUUCAUUUGGAUCUGCUGUUGCAACAACAAACCCUACAGCCUUUGGCACGAUGAAUAGCACGCAAACAAACAGUACCCCCGCCACAAGCCAGUUUGGUGCGUCAAAGCCCUUUAAUUUUGGAGAAAAAUCAAACUCUGCUGUAUCCUUUGGUGCAACCACAAGUGCUAUGCCUGCCCCAAUCAUGAGUUUUGGAAACUCCUCUGGGGCUCAGAAUAGCACAUCAUUGAGCUUUGGGACCCCUGGACCAACAGAAAACAAGCUCCCCUUUGGAACGCCUGCUACACCAUUUGGUCAAAACGCCGCCCCUGCACCUAAUACUUUUGGGACUCCUACACAAUCCUUUGGCAGCCCCAACUCUUCAUUUGGUCAAGCAAGUCAUGGCUUCUCCAUUGGAGUAACCUCUAAAACUUCAGGAGCUCGGCAGCGGCUAAUGGCUCGGCGUCAGCACACACGGAAGAAGUAGAAAUGCCAAACUGUCUCCACUAGCUCCUGUGAACUAAAUGGGCUGUCCCUGUACACAGUUGGUGCGGGUUUUCGUGAAACGGAGAAACCGAAUGCGCUGGCUUUCUUUUUCAGGCAAGGUUGAGUGAUUAUUGCUAUCCUUUCCUGGUUCUUUAUGGAGUGAAGUGGCUACCGUUCCAUGCGUAAUGACACUGCCAAUCAGUUCCCGCUGGUCGUGCUCACGUUGGACCAUUGCCACCUUGCUUUAUGCACUUUCUCAUCUGGACAGUGACCAUCCUGUGGCUGGGGGCAGCAGGCUUCAUCUUUAUCUGUAUAAAUGUGUUUUGUAGAACUGCUUGUACUUCAGUUUUUGGAUGUUGAGUCAGUUUAUUUGCAGUGCCUUUUUUUUCCUUUUGCCUGCUUCCUCUCUACUUGAUGAUCUAGGUAACUUGAUAUUCCAGCUAUUGCUGAGUUGCUCAGCAAGGGACGGAGUGCCAAAAGCCUAGACCCACUGUACCAUGACCAUAGCAAUGUUCAUAAUGAAUAUUUACCACCGCACUUGAAACUGACCAAGUUAUUGGAGAUGACUGACUUGCUGCCUGGUGUGUAUUUUCCCUAUGAAUUCAAGGAAGCACUUUUUUUAAAACUCAGAAUGCGUGUUUUGCCAGGAUUUCCCCAGUUAUACCAGAACAUGUGGUAAUCUGCAAGGUGUUAACCAUUUACUUGCUUUCUAUCAUCUAUUGACUCCUAAAGCUUUAGGAUGUGUUGGAGCUGUUUUACAGCCAAAACGGUCCUUCCCCUCUCUGGUGCAGAUUGUAAAUUCAGUAACAAGCGGGCACCAUCUUACCGUAUGACUGUCCAUACUCUAAUUGUCAGUCACUUUAUUUGUGUUGUGAAAAAUGUAUUUGUAAGCUACCUCUAAGGGGAAGAGUGAAAGUGAACCGCAUGUUGUGAGACUGUGCAGCAGAUGUUGGGGUGUUCGACAUGUUAGCUAUGGCCCGCUUGGUCUGGGUCUACUGAAUCGAUUCAUCGCAUUGCUUGGAGUGAACUAGGAUGGCUUGAGGGUCUUUAUCAGAGCGUACACAUUGCCAGUGACGCUUACAACUGCAAAUGCCUAAAAUAUCUCUAGCUUAACUGAACGGAGGUGCAAGCUGCACUGGCUUGUCAUUUCUAUAGGUUAAGAAUGUCUGAUGCAGGGUUGUCAGUGUGACUAAUUGUAUGUAUUUUGACCUUUUUUUAGAGCCUUGCUCUAGAUCUGCUCUGACAAUCUCUGGCUCUCCUGCUGCCACUUCCGUUAGGAGAAUGGAGUAGCUCUGAAACAGCUGAAGAGAGUGAGACCGCUGCUCCAGAGACUCAAUUUCUCUUUUUAAGGGGUAUUCCAGUCUAAAACCUUAAUCUCCUAUCCCCUGGAUAAGUGCUAAAUGGUAGAUCAAGGGGUCUGUCUCCUGGCACCCCACUGAUUGUAACAGUCGGAGACCUUUGUCCCACCCAGCCACAAUACUGGUGGUCUAGCAUGGACCCUGCCAUCCUAUUCAGAGUCUGGAACUGGUGGGAACAGCAAAGCAGUGUUUGGACUCAAUACCCAUCUAGCAUUUAUCUAGUCGAUAAGUGAUUAAUGCAUCAGGCCGGGUGACCCCCUUCAACUAAUAAAUCCAUUAAAGCAAUUUCCUGCAUGCAGUGGAGUCUAGUUUGUUUUGUAGUUGCCAUCAUGUCCCUUCAUAUCCUCUUGAAUAUCUAUACAAGGAACUGGACUUGAGGCCCUUUUACACUGCCCAGGCAUCAGGCAGAUAGUCGCUAGCAAGCGUUUGUAGAAACUCUCGUUGGCGAUUAUCUGUCUGUUAAGGUGCCGCCAAUUACACGAUGAACAAGUGAAACGCUCAUACAUCUGGUAAUAGAAUCGUAUAUGCGGCACCUAAAUCAUUGUUUGCCGGCAGCAGAUCGUGCCAUCUAAACAUCACACUGCUGCCAGGGAUUCUGUAUGGGGACAAGCGAUGGCAUUGGAAAUCACUUCACAUACUGUGGAGGAGAUGCACGUGCAGAUGAUUGUCCGGAAGAAAUGCUUCCUUCCUGACAAUUGUCUGCUCAGUUAAGCAGUGUAAAGGGGUAUUGACGCAGUGGAACAGUUUAAGCAUUUGUUGUGACAUCCCACUCCCCAAAUAAAUGUAUAUACAUCUCCCCUGUAUUCUUCUGUCCUUGGCGAGCAUGCAGGCAUGUUCCAGUAAUGUCAUUAGUUGUCCUGAGCUUGUAUAUCACUUGCAGCAUGGGACAGGGAAUGUGGCAUAUGACACUAAUGGAAUUUGCCUGCUGAAGCACCAAGGUGAGGAGCCAAACCUACAGUCUCAGCUCGUGGAUCUAGGUGAAUAAUUAUGGGUACACUGUAUUGGCACCCAGUGUGAAGUUUUCUGUUUUGCCUAGGGUGUCUUCACUAGUUUUUACUGCUGGGCGAUCUGUGUGGACAUAAGCAAUGGAUUAGUGAAGCCAACAUGCCACUCCUCAUGCUGAUGGGAAUAUCGAAGACCUGGUUACUUGAUGUGUGCAUCCAGAAGUGUAAUAAUGGAGACCCAGUCUACCAGAUGUUCAGUCCCAGAGCGGUCCUCUAGCUAGAAAGGAACCCUCAGACCUUUACAGCCUGAAGUACUACUGUGAGGUUACCAGUACUGAAGUCUGUGGAGAACGUGUAUGGCUUUAUGUAUGUUGGACUAGUACAUAGUUUUGUAAGCUUGCAGUUUUGCUUGGUUUAGACUUGGGAGGAUUUUUAGAAUAUUUUUUGUUUUUAUAAAUUCAUAUGUCUUAAACUUCUGAUUUUAAAUAAAACAGAAUUGCUCAACUCGU
Molecule: messenger RNA, 6053 nt
Organism: Bufo gargarizans (Asiatic toad)
Lineage: Eukaryota; Metazoa; Chordata; Amphibia; Anura; Bufonidae
Gene: POM121
Product: POM121 transmembrane nucleoporin
Exons: 13
Coding region: 103-3243 (1046 amino acids)
Biological process (GO): RNA export from nucleus; protein import into nucleus
Cellular component (GO): nuclear pore
Molecular function (GO): structural constituent of nuclear pore
Source: RefSeq, a predicted model, not a curated record